AUGUUUAAAAUUUUCGCAUCAAAGGCACACACAUUCAAACCAAAGAAAGCAAUAAAGAAAGGAACUAAACAAUAUGAAUUGCACGCAAAGAUAAAAGAGACAUUGGGAUCAGGCGACUUGACCGAUGCCAUCAAACUACCACCAAAUGAAACAUUACAUGAAUGGUUGGCUGUAAAUAGUGCAGGACCACAAUACGAAUUUUUAUGGGCAGAUGGAAAAGAUAUAAAGAAACCAGUUCGUGUAUCUGCUCCUGUAUAUGUAGAUUAUUUAAUGACUUGGGUUCAAAAUACACUUGAAGAUGAGGAAAUAUUCCCUUUGAAUCCUACAACUGAAAUGUCAAAGAACUUCCUUCCAACUGUAAAGACUAUUUUCAAAAGAUUAUUUAGAGUUUAUGCACAUAUUUAUUACAGUCAUAUGGAUAGAGUGGGUCCACUUGGAGUUGAAGCCCAUCUCAAUACCUGUUUUAGAAAUUUAACUUGGUUGACAAAAAGGAAAUGGCACCAUUGCAACACCUCAUCGACAAAAUCAAUGCCAGAAAGGAUUAAGAUAAAAGGAGUAAUAGAUACUUACUACUAUUGUCCUCCUUUAUUCAUUCAUAGAUUAUUUAUUUAA
Molecule: messenger RNA, 612 nt
Organism: Cavenderia fasciculata
Lineage: Eukaryota; Evosea; Eumycetozoa; Acytosteliales; Cavenderiaceae
Product: Mps1 binder-like protein
Exons: 5
Coding region: 1-612 (203 amino acids)
Biological process (GO): signal transduction; positive regulation of protein phosphorylation
Cellular component (GO): nucleus; cytoplasm
Molecular function (GO): protein kinase activator activity
Source: RefSeq, a predicted model, not a curated record